UGCAAACUCCCGCAACCGCAACCGCAACCGCUGCGGUUGAACCAGUCAGGUCAUAUCAAACUAAAUGUUAAAAAAAAAUCAUAUUCAUAGGAAAAAAAUUAGAAAUCAAAAAGCUUUCAAAGAAAAGAAGAUCAUUCACGAAAACAAUUGAAAAACAUAAUUCAAAUGCCGAUUGAAAAGAUCAUAUUAUUUUCGAUGCAACCCUAACUCAUUAUGUUCGAUUAUAUCUUGUUUCUAAUAUAUUUACCGAGAAUUUUUUUUAUAAAAAAAGUACACGCUAUUGGUUGUAGAGUAUGUCAAUUUUACAAAAUGUCAAACAAUAUUGACACGACGGACAACGCCCAACAAUAUUCUAUAUUCAGAACUAUGAAAUUAUCUAAAAAUUAUCAAAGUAGUCACAAAUAAAUAUAUAGCAAUAACAAAAAGAAUGUUCAAAAUACUGAAAAUAUCUAUUUGUUCUCCAUCCAAAUAUUUAAAUUGAUUUAAUUUUAUGUAAAUUUAAGUAUUUAAUCUUACAUUAUUGAAAUAUUUAUGCUUUAUAUUGUUUUUUUUUUCAGAUUUUGAGGAAAUGAAUCCAAACGGAUUUUUAAAUGUUUAUUCCUAGAAAACACUAUACAACAAAUCUCUUAGUACAAUGUAAAACAAAUAAUCUAAUCAACUAUUUCACUCCACGUAUGACACGAAUCCCUAGUAUCUAAUAUUUCUUAAAAAUAAUAUAUGUUUAUAGUCCAAGAAUAGUUAUAAAUAUAGAGUAGCAACUAUUUGUUUGACUUAGCAUUUAAGUAUAUGUUUCUUAUUAUGAAUUGCAGCAAAACAUUAAGCAAAUUUGUCUUUUUCCUUUGAACUUUCAUUAUUUUAUUUGUUUUGAAUUCAAUGCCAAGUGUCACUUAACUCCAAAAGAAUCCUGUCAGGAUAGAGUGAAAAUUACGUGUAAUAGUCAAAACAUCAAAUAAAACUGUAACAAAACCAACUCAUAAAAUGUUCACUUUCAAUUUAUUUGUAACCGCUACUUAUAACUACUACAAAGCAUAAAAUCUAUGGUUAGAUAAGAUAACUAAAUAUUUGCAUUCAUUGGCUCAAAAUAACCUUUUUACUUAAAUGCCACUUUCAUACGUGUGUAAAACGAGUAGGGUGACCUUAUAUCUACCAGUCAAUUUCACAUUCUUAUCCAUCACAAACCUGUCAUGUCACCUCCAACACUAGCCUAACUACACACUUACCAUGCCCAAGAAAGGGUGAUAUUCUCUAAACUGGUCCUACAAUUUUCAAGAUCACCAUCUGAAUCACUCUUUGUCAUGGCUACAUGGUUUUGGCUUGAAAACUUUGGUUUUGAAGACAUUUUUGCAACCAUCUUUCCUCUUCCAGAUCGAUUCAUUGCAUCUUUUGCUAACGAAGCUGUCUCCUGCUUCCGAUGCAUCGAGUCCUCUGAUCCCCCAAAUGGCUUCGACCAAAUCCCUCUCACUUCACAAUAUUUGCAAAAUCACAUCUCACUUCCCAUGAUAUACAAACAUCGAUACACCGCCAUUGCUGGUAUCAAAACCUUUCUAAACACCAUUUGUUCUAGAAUCUUUUCAGACAUCCUUGCACAAGUUCUUCCAUAUUCUUCACCACCAUAUUUCGUCCCCGGAUUCCACCCAUCUCUGAUCAUACCUGGCUUCCCGCAUCCGUCUUUCGGAAACAUCAAUGUCAUGCGACCUGAUCUAGUUGAUGGGGUUAACACUUUCAACAACAACAACUCGUUCCUCUUCCCAAAGGGUCUUUGGGAGUGGAACGAUCACUCCAUGGAAAGUGAGAAUGAUCGAACCAUGUUUAUAACGUUUUCUCGUGGCUUUCAUGUGUCACAGGCCGAAGUUAAGAAGCUUUUCACCAACAUAUUUGGAGAAAAGUGUGUGGUAGGUGUUUACAUGCGAGAAGACUGGGUAAGUUCACCUAACAUAGUUGCGUGUAACAAUGAUCAGCAACAAUCACUAUUUGCUAAGUUGGUUUUGGAUUCGGUGGUUACGGUGGAUCGUAUACUGGAAGGUGAGAAGCUCCAAAAGUUUCGGAUCAAUGGUAAACACAUUUGGGCUCGUAAAUACAACAAGAAGAAGGACGGACGUACUUGCUUCACCUAAAAAUCGAAAGAAAAUCUAAUUUUCUUUUGUUCAUCUUUAUCUUUAUGUUAUAAUUUAAUAAUAAGAAAACAUAUAUAAUGCCUUACGCUUAGCUCUUUAAUUUUGAACUUUUUCAUUAUGAAUGGAAUAUGUUUUCACAUAAUUUAGCGAUGAAUGUCACUGCAAAUUUACUUUAAAACAAGUGUAACACAACACUAAAUUGUGCAUGAACACAUCCUCUCUUUUUAUCGAGCUUAUGCUGAUUCAGUUUUGAUUAGGUGAUUAGUCAGAAUUUUAUCUAACUUGAAGGAAUAAUUUCCCGAGAACCACAACACUAUCAAAUUAAAAACAUAUUCGAAAAAUACACUAUCGAAUUACUUUUCAAGUUAGUUUUCUUCCAAGCUUUUAAAAAAUAUAAAAUUGUAUAUUUCAUAUAAUAUAUUUUUUUUUUGCCUUUGUAUUUACAUGAAUACAAUUAAACUACAUAAUAAAAUGUCGCGAAACUAAUUAAAAUAUAUGAUAAAAUAUUAACUUGAACAUGAAUUGGCAGAUAACUACUAAAUUCAAAUUUCUUACUCAUAUUUUAUGCAUGCACUAGUUUUUAUCCUUUUAAAAUACAGAUAUUACAAUAUAAAAUAAAAGUUGAAAAAUUAUCGGUUAUAACCGGUAAAUAGAUAUUUGAACUAUUGAAAUAAAAAUAAAUGUAUUAACAGGAAUGGAGUAUAAAAAAUGGAAUCGAUUAAUUCCAUUUAUUCAUGACCAAAUUUCUUAUGGAAUAAUUUUCUUUGUAUUUAUCUAUUUAUUUAUGGAAUUGACGAAAUGACUAUUCAAUUUUAUUCAAAGUAAACGAUAAAAGUAGAAUUAAUAGAAUCGAUCAUUUCAUAUCAUUUUAAUAUAAAAAAUACAAAUAUUUGAACUAGUGGAAUAAAAUAAAUGGAUUAACAGAAAUAUAAUAUAAAAAUAGAAUUGAUGCAUUCCAUUUAUUCAUGAACAAAUUUGUUAUGUACUAGUUUUCUUUGUAUUUAUCUAUGGAAUUGACGAAAUGACUAGUCUAUUUCAUUCAUGGUACACGAUAAAAGUGGAAUUUAUAGAAUCAAUCAUUUUAUAUCAUUUUAAUUUAAAAAAUAUAAAUAUUUGAACUAGUGGAAUAAAAUAAAUGGAUUAACAGAAAUAGAAUAUAAAAAUGGAAUCGAUUCAUUCCAUUUAUUCAUGGACAAAUUUGUUAUGUAAUAGUUUUCUUUGUAUUUAUCUAUUUAUUUAUGGAAUUGAUGAAAUGAAUAUUCUAUUUCAUCCAUGGUAAACGAUAGAAAAAUUUGUGGAAUUAAUUGAAUCAAUCAUUUCAUAUCAUUUUAAUUUAAAAUUAAAUAUUUGAACUAGUGGAAUAAAAUAAAUGGAUUGACAGUAAUAGAAUAUAAAAAUGGAAUCGAUCCAUUUCAUUUACUCAUGAACAAAUUUGUUAUGUAUUAGUUUUCUUUGUAUUUAUCUAUUAAUUUACGGAAUUGAUGAAAUGACUAUAUUUUUAAUGACUAUUUUUUUAAUGACUAUUUUUUUCAUUCAUAGUAAACGAUAGAAAAAAAAUUGUGAAAUUAAUAGAAUCAUUCCAUAUCACUUUAAUUCAAAAAAAUAAAAUUCAGUUGAAGCCAUCAUCUUCCACCAUUUGGUUUAGUAGUAGUAGUGAAAUUAGUAUGGACUGUGCACAACACAAUCCACGGAUAAAAAAAUA
Messenger RNA from Brassica napus (rape), 3816 nucleotides. RefSeq lists its product as uncharacterized. Lineage: Eukaryota; Viridiplantae; Streptophyta; Magnoliopsida; Brassicales; Brassicaceae. The transcript has a single exon. The record is from RefSeq and is a predicted model, not a curated record. Bases 1296 to 2114 code for a protein of 272 amino acids.